AUGCUGGUAGAAUUGGGAAUCCAAUCUGUGGAAAUUCUGGGAGAUUCCAUGCUGGUUUUAAAACAAAUUGCUGGGGAAUACAAGUGCCCAAGCCCUUCUUUGGCUGUCUACUUGGUGGCAGCUAGGAAUCUUCUGACAGAAUUCAGAGAAGCCACUUGGGAACAUAUCCCAAGGGAAGAAAAUUUUGCAGCCAAUGAAUUGGCCCAGGUGGCAACAGGCAUACAAAUGCCCGAAGACUGUGUACAAAGAAUCAUCAAGAUAGGAAAGAAAAGCCUACCAUCUGUUCUGGCCAGGGGGAUGGAGAUAGAUGUCAACUCUGCCACAAUCACUGAAGAUGAUUGGAGAAAUCCUAUCAUGACCUAUCUACGAUAUCCAACUUUGCCCUCUGAGAAGAGAGUCAGAAUCAUGGCUUUAAACUACCUUAUGUGGAAUGAAGAUUUGGUCCGAAAGAGUAAGGAUGAGGUGCUUUUAAGGUGCCUCGGAAAGAAAGAAUACAUGAAAGUUAUGGGGGAAACCCAUGAAGGAAUCUGUGGAGCGCAUCAAGGUGGGAGAAAAAUGUGCUGGUUAAUUAGGAGAUAUGGCUACUUCUGGCCAACCAUGAUGAAAGAUUGCAUUAACUAUUCCAAGGGGUGUGAAUCUUGUCAAAGACACGGCCCAGUCCAGCAGGCUCCAUCAGUUCCCAUGAAUCCAGUGGUAAAGCCAUGGCCCUUUAGAGGAUGGGCAAUGGAUCUUAUUGGCAAGAUCUAUCCAGCCAGCAGCCAGCAGCACUGCUUUAUCAUUGUUGCCACAGACUACUUCACUAAGUGGGUGGAAGCCAAGGCUGUUAAAUCCACUACAUCUCAAGAGAUCAUCAUUUUCAUAGAAGAACAGAUUAUACAAAGAUUUGGCAUCCCAGAAUCAAUCACAACUGAUAGAGGAUCCUCUUUCAUAUCUAGAGAAAUGCUGGACAUGGCAGAGGCAUUCAAAUUCAGACUGCUCCAGUCCACUCCUUAUUAUGCCCAAGCCAAUGGACAGGCGGAGUCAAGCAACAAAGUGAUCAUCAACAUUAUCAGGAAAAUGCUUGAGAAGAAUCCAAAACAAUGGCAUGAGAAGCUGUCAGAAACUCUUUGGGCAUAUAGAACUUCAAAAAGAGAAGCAACUGGCAUGACCCCCUAUGCGUUAACCUACGGCCAUGAUGCAAUUCUGCCUAUGGAGAUAGCCGUUCAGUCCCUCAGAAUUGCUCACCAACAUAACUUAGUAAGAGAGAACUACUCCCAGGCCAUGAUGCUGGAACUGGAAGGAUUGGAUGCAGGCAGAAUUGACACUCUCAACAAACUCCUGGCAGGAAAACAAGCUGUAUCAAGGGCUUACAACAAAAGAGUUAAAAACAAGAGUUUUGAAGAAGGAGAGAUAGUCUGGAAAGCGGUUCUGCCCCUUGGAACACAUGUGGUUGGUUAUGGAAAAUGGUCACCUACAUGGGAAGGCCCUUUCAUAAUCAACCAGAUCCUUGGAAUGGGGGCAUAUAGGUUACAAGAUAGGGACGGAGAAAUUCAUACUGCCCCAAUCAAUGGCAAAUGGUUAAAAAAGUUUUAUCUAACCAUGUGGGAUUCACAGGCUGUACAAACAGACCCUGGGAUAGACAUAAGGCUACACUGA
Molecule: messenger RNA, 1635 nt
Organism: Prunus armeniaca (apricot)
Lineage: Eukaryota; Viridiplantae; Streptophyta; Magnoliopsida; Rosales; Rosaceae
Source: the annotation of a GenBank genome assembly